AUGUUUCCGAAUCACGAUGACAAUCUUUUCAUCACCUAUAGGCCCUUUGGACAAUACAACUCGAAUGUGGAGUCAGCACUGUGGGACAAUGCACAGAACGCCCACGUCAUGAUCUCCCAUGACUAUAAGCAACAAGAGAGCGAGCGCAUCAUGGAAGAGUUUCACUCCAGCUUCGAUCAGCUCUUCCGUGAAGUGAUGAACUUCUCUGAUAUGCUCAUUCGACGCGAAUUGGUGUCUGGUUUACAGUGCAGCCCAUCCACGAAGGACAACAGCAACGUGCAGCCUCUCACCCACUCUGAGCACGGUAAGUUCCAAAAAAAAGGUUCUUCUAUUUACGGCAAUUAA
Messenger RNA from Dibothriocephalus latus, 345 nucleotides. Lineage: Eukaryota; Metazoa; Platyhelminthes; Cestoda; Diphyllobothriidea; Diphyllobothriidae. The record is from the annotation of a GenBank genome assembly.